AUGAGUAAUUUGACACCGCGUUCUAUGAAAUCAGUAGAAGAUACAAUCGAUAGAACUCCAGAGUAUAUAAGCUUCAUAAAAAGUCUUGAAGAGUUCCAUAAAAAUCAUGGAACCACUUUCCAAAAAGAACCUGUUUUGGGAUCAAAGAAAUUAGAUUUGUAUAAAAUUUAUCAAAUGGUGAUUGCUGAAGGGGGGUGUGAAAGAAUAUGCGCGGAGAAAUCAUGGAAAAAAAUAUGCGAACGUUUUAAUUUUCCACAAACUUGCACAAACAGUGCUUUUGUGAUGAAAAAUAUUUAUAUAAGAUUCUUGGAACCAUACGAGUUGGAACACUUUUGGGGUAAAAAAGUUCCUUAUGUAACUCCUGUUUCAACAAAUCGAGUUUUAAAGAUUUUACCACAUGAAACUCCAAGAAAUGAUUCACAAAGAAGAAUAGUUUAUAGCCUGCCAAUAGAUUUUAGUAUGGGAAUAAAAGAUGAUUCAGAUGAAGAAAAAGGUCAUUUAAAUAGAAUACUUCUUGCUUUGAAAUCACAAUUAGCUAAUGAGAUAGAUUGGGCAUUAGAUACUUUACUAAAAAUAUCCAUGGAUCAAAUGAUCAACUUCAGAUUAGACAGAAUCCCAGAACUUUUAGAUAUAUUUGUUAUUCAUUUAAACAAUUUUUACGUGCAAGUAACAAGUUUAUAUGAGGUGAAUCAAUAUUCAACAGAAUCAACCGUUAAUGACUAUUUUAACGACUUAAAUAAUUACCUGCACUUACAAAAAGCAUCUCAAAUAUUUUUAAUUUUAAGAAAUUUCUCUUCUUAUAAUUAUAAUGCUGAAUUAAUGUCUGCCAACAAAAUGAUACAAAAUUUUGUGAUGGAGGCACUCACACUACCAGCAUUUUUAAAAUUUCCCCAAAUUAGAAUUUACUGUAUAGAGAUUAUUAAAAGCAUGAGUCAUAUUAUUAAAUUAAAUAGCAGUGAAGAUGAAAUUUUGGUGGUUUUACGAAGACUUAUUUUUUCAGAUGAUAUUGCACUGGUUAUACACAGUAUCACAACAAUGUCACGUCUAGCUGGAAAUGAACAAAAUUCAGAAUUUAUUAAAGAUGUUGAUUCUUGCGUUGUAAAACGUUUAGUAAAUCUGCUUUUGAUAGACGAUGAUGAAGAGUUGAGCAAGGCCAUUUUAGAAUUGUUGUAUUAUUUUUCUACAUCUGAAGAAACAGCAUCUCGCAUGGUAGAAUAUGCCCCAGGAAAUCUUGUACGUCUUUUAAUUAGUUAUUUAAGACAUGGUUCAAGUGUGGAAUCUCAAAUUCAUGAAAGAAUACCCCCAAUUGAAAAGAGACCACCCCAAUUACAUGGUGAUUUUGAAAGAUUUAUGGAACCAUAUAGAUCUUUAGAAUGGAUUAUGGCUGCAUAUGAAGAAUCGCCAUUUGAUGGAGUUUUACAAACAGAUAUAUGGUUUGCUUAUCGUGAUCAAUUCCAAAAUUCUCAAUGUCCUAUGAUGCCAGCAGCAGAAGUUAUUAAACUUGUUAAUCGUGCAUUUCCGGAUUCUUCUGCAAUUAUGGUUACAGCAUCAGAUGGAUCAUACAAAUAUAUGAUUCAAGGUAUUAGGCCAAUACCACCAAAAGAUGAAAGUCAACAAAACGAUCUGUUGUACGAUUGUAAAUGGGUUGAUUGUAAAGAAGCAUCAUCUUUUGAAAAUGAAAGUAAAUUGAUGGAACAUAUAGUCAUGGAACACUUAGUUAAAGAACAUUUAUCAGAAAAGAAACAGUAUUCAUGUAAUUGGUUGAGUUGUAAUAGAUUUCCAUCUGGUGCAGAAAAUAUCACAACUGUCAUAGCUCACUUGAAAACUCAUUUUCCUCAACCAGAAACUGAAAAUAGCAGAAAGCGCAAGAGAAGCCCGGAGAUUGUAAAUAAAUAUGGUAGAAAUAAUGGAAUUUACACUUAUAAAACUUAUAUUAAAUCGGACAAUAUUGGAGAUGCUAUCGGAAUUCCAUUAUUAACCUCGUUAGUUUUAAGGAAUUUAUCUUUAUCAUCAGCAAAUCUUCAACAUUUUGUUGCGUAUGAAAAAGAAUUAGCAGAAAUGCUUACAAGUUGUGUUGCGUUAUCAAAGAACUUGGCUGAAACUUUGAGUAACAUGCAAGCAAUUUAA
Molecule: messenger RNA, 2127 nt
Organism: Entrophospora candida
Lineage: Eukaryota; Fungi; Glomeromycota; Glomeromycetes; Entrophosporales; Entrophosporaceae
Source: the annotation of a GenBank genome assembly